Molecule: messenger RNA, 636 nt
Organism: Closterium sp. NIES-65
Lineage: Eukaryota; Viridiplantae; Streptophyta; Zygnematophyceae; Desmidiales; Closteriaceae
Source: the annotation of a GenBank genome assembly
AUGGCUACCCCCAGUGUCCUUACUUUUGAUGCUGAGGGCCGUGCCGUUGACUUUGAGGUCUGGGUCGAUAACCUCCAGCAGUUCCUCCAGUGCGAUAGGGCAGACGGCCUCUCUCUGUUCGACCUCACCUCUAGUGCCUCCCCUGCCCCGCCUGCUACUGCUGACAACACUGUUCGCUCACAGUGGGCGACACGCAAUGCUGCUGCCCGUCUUGCUGUGCGUCGCCACUUACCGACCACUGAGCGUGCACACUUUAGCCAGUACAAGAGUGCUCAGACCUUGGACCACAUCGUCUCAGUUUGCCCCACCACUCUCACCGUUGACCUCCUCGAGAAGGCCCUCCUAGCACCAGAGAAGAGCAUAGUCGUUGUAGGAGCCUCUCGUGGUGACCCUCGCACCCCCGUCUUUGAGGGGUGUUCCCCCUCCCCCCUCUUGCCCUCUAUUGCUUCUGCUGCUGCGGCCGACCUCUUUGGUUCCGAGUCGGUCGGCGCUGCGUCUACCCCUAGCGGGAGACGCCGCACCGGCAAGGGCAAGCGGGGCAAGGGCGCUGGAGGGGCUGGCGGGGGCGGUGGAGGUGGUGGUGGAGGCAGUGGAGGGGGUGGGGGUGGUGGUGGGAGUGGUGGCAGUGGUUCUUAG